AUGGCAAUUAUACUCUUCUUCCUUAUAAUCUCCACUGUCAUUAUUAUAAUCUACCGGAGCACUUUCCGGCGAAGAUACAACCUCCCGCCGGGAAGUCUAGGACUACCCUUUAUCGGAGAAACACUACAACUAAUAUCAGCUUACAAAACCGACAACCCAGAGCCUUUUAUCGACAAGCGAAUGAACCGGUACGGUUCAAUCUUCACAACACAUAUAUUCGGCGAACCGACAGUGUUUUCAGCUGACCCGGAAACGAACCGGUUUAUUUUGAUGAACGAAGGGAAGCUUUUUGAAUGUAGUUACCCCGGUUCAAUAUCGAACCUUUUAGAUCAUCUUCUUCUUGAUAUUGAUCGGCUUAUUCGGCUCAACUUGGAUUCUUGGUCCGACCGGGUUUUACUCAUGGAGGAAGCCAAGAAGAUAACGUUUGAGUUGACAGUGAAGCAGCUUAUGAGUUUUGAUCCAGGUGAAUGGAGUGAGAGUCUUAGGAAAGAAUAUGUGCUUGUGAUCGAAGGAUUUUUCACACUUCCCUUACCAAUACUUUCUAGUACCUACCGCAGAGCAAUCAAGGCGAGAACAAAGGUGGCUGAGGCAUUAACAUUGAUUGUGAGGCAGAGAAGAAAAGAAAGUGUAACGGGGGAGAAAAAGAAUGACAUGCUAGGUGCAUUGUUGGCCUCCGGCGACCACUUUUCCGACGAGCAAAUAGUCGAUUUUAUGUUGGCAUUGCUCGUCGCCGGCUACGAAACCACCUCUACCAUAAUGACUUUCGCAGUCAAGUUUCUCACUGAAAAUCCUCUAGCAUUGGCACAACUCAAGGAAGAACAUGAUCAAAUCAUCGCAAAGAAGAGUUGUCGAGAUGAACCAUUGGAGUGGACAGAUUAUAAGUCAAUGGCAUUUACUCAAUGUGUUGUGAAUGAGACUUUAAGGAUGGCAAAUAUAAUUGGUGGGAUAUUUAGGAGAGCAAUGACAGACAUCAAUAUCAAAGGUUACACAAUUCCAAAGGGAUGGAAGGUCUUUGCAUCCUUUCGUGCGGUACAUCUAAAUCCUGACCAUUUCAAGGACGCCCGCACCUUCAAUCCAUGGAGAUGGCAGAGAAAAUCAGAAGCAACUAGUCCUGCAAAUGUAUAUACACCGUUUGGAGGAGGACCGCGGCUGUGCCCUGGAUACGAGCUAGCCAGAGUUGUGCUCUCGGUCUUUCUUCACCGCUUUGUCACUCGUUACAGUUGGUCUCCUGCAGAAGAAGAUAAGUUGGUGUUUUUUCCAACCACUAGGACUCAGAAGAGGUAUCCUGUUAUAGUGAAGCCUAGAGUGGAACCCAAAUCAUGUAAUUAA
Messenger RNA from Vicia faba (fava bean), 1329 nucleotides. The record is from the annotation of a GenBank genome assembly. NCBI's taxonomy places the organism in Eukaryota, Viridiplantae, Streptophyta, Magnoliopsida, Fabales, Fabaceae.